Messenger RNA from Quercus lobata, 2004 nucleotides. RefSeq lists its product as uncharacterized. The coding region runs from base 1 to 2004 and encodes 667 amino acids. The transcript has 6 exons. NCBI's taxonomy places the organism in Eukaryota, Viridiplantae, Streptophyta, Magnoliopsida, Fagales, Fagaceae. The record is from RefSeq and is a predicted model, not a curated record. Gene Ontology annotation, molecular function: RNA-DNA hybrid ribonuclease activity; nucleic acid binding.
AUGUGGGCAAGAAGGGAGGAAUGCAGAAAUAUCAUCCAAGAAGUCUGGGAUGGCAGCCAAGACUUAAACUCUCCUAGUGGGAUUGCUGCCAGAUUAAGUCAUUGUGCUGAAAACCUCUCUAAAUGGAACAAAAUGGUGUUUGGGCAAAUUCCUAAGCAAAUUCAGAAGAAGAGAGAGACUCUCAAUACUCUUGUCUGUAGGGAUAAAGAUGGCAACUUAGGAAGUGAGAUUAAUGUGAUAAGAAAAGAGAUUAAUGAGCUAUUGGAUAGUGAAGAAAUUAUGUGGCAACAGAGAGCAAAGGUGCAAUGGUUAGGUCUUGGGGAUCGAAAUACGAAAUACUUCCACACUAGGGCUUCAGAUAGGAGAAGGAGAAAUACUAUCUACAGUAUUAUGGAUGAAAAUGGGAAUUGGCAUGAUUCUAUGGAUGAGAUUGCAGAGGUGGCGGUGUCAUAUUUCAAGAGUCUGUAUUCUACUUCUUUUCCGACUCGCAUUUCGAAAGUCAUAGAUACUAUCCCAACUAAAGUCACUGAACAUAUGAAUCAGCGCCUUAUUCAAGAGUUCACAAGGGAGGAAGUGGAGGCAGCUCUAAAUCAGAUGCACCCAACAAAAGCCCCGGGUUCGGAUGAUAAUCAGAGUGCGUUUCUCUCUGGGAGACUUAUUACUGAUAAUGUGCUUGUAGCUUUUGAACUUAUGCACUAUUUAGAACAUAAGAAGGAUGGUAGGGAGGGUGUUAUGGCGAUAAAUAUUACUCCUACUAGGGGUCUCCGUCAAGGAGACCCAAUUUCACCUUAUAUUUUUCUGUUGUGCGCAGAUAGUUUUUCCUCCCUUAUUAAUAAUGCUGCUAUGAAUCAAAGAAUUAGUGGAGUAUCAAUAUGUAGAGGCUGCCCCAAGACCACUAAUCUGUUUUUUGCAGACGACAGCCACUUAUUCUGUAAGGCAAAUAGUCAAGAAUGCCAGACUCUUAUUGAUGUUCUCCAGCUAUAUGAAGCUGCUUCGGGUCAGAAGAUCAAUGCGGAUAAAUCUUCAGAUACCCGACACAAAAAAUACCUUGGACUACCCUCGAUCAUUGGCAAGUCAAAAGUUGAAAUAUUUACUGAAGUCAAAGAGAGGGUGGAGAAAAAAUUGGCGGGGUGGAAGGAGAAAAUGCUUUCUGUGGGUGGCCGAGAGAUUCUUAUUAAAGCUGUUGCUCAAGCAAUACCAACUUACACUAUGAGCUGCUUCCAGAUCCCAAAAAGUGUUUGUGAUGAGUUUGAAGGAAUGAUGAGAAAGUUUUGGUGGGGCCAAAGGGGUCAGGAAUCAAAGAUUGCUUGGGUUAGUUGGAAGAAGAUGUGUAAGUCCAAGCUGAAUGGAGGAAUGAGGUUCAGAAAUUUACAGGCUUUUAACCUUGCUAUGCUAGCAAAGCAAGGUUGGAGGUUGAUUUCGAAUCCUAACUCUCUGGUGGCCCAAGUCUAUAAAGCGAAAUAUUAUCCACAUGGUGAUGUGUUCAAUGCAAAACUUGGUUCCAGCCCUUCAUAUACUUGGAGGAGCAUCUUCAGUGGGUUGGAAGUAGUUAAAAGAGUUAGGGUGCUAGAAACAAUGGAGGAAGGUGAAAGCUCCUCAGGUGAUGCUAGGAGCCCUCUUUGGAAGAAACUUUGGCACUUGAACAUUCCUCCAAAGGGUCAAUAUUCUGUGGAGGAAGUUGAAGCUCUGGCUGUGGAGUAUGGUCUUCUUCUUGCCAAAGAGCAAAAGCUUUCUCAUAUUAUUUUGGAGUCUGAUGCAUCAAUAGUUGUUUCUAAUGUCACAGCAGUUGAAACAAGUGGCAGGCUCGGCCAUGUGUAUCAAGGUAUCCGUGGUUUGUUGUCUUCGUUUAGUAGCUGGAAUAUUAAGCAUGUGAAAAGGGAAUACAACAAGGCAGCCUAUAUGCUCGCACAAUAUGCUAGACAGAAGGAAGAAUCUUAUGUUUGGAAGGGAGUUUGUCCUCCCAUGGUGGCUCAGAUUAUUCAGGAAGAGGGUCUGUUAGUUUGA